CUCAACAUGAUUAAAAAUAACAUAUUCAUCAUUGACAUAGGCACAUCGUUCUACAAGAUGGGAUACUCGUUAAGAGACUGUUCUAUAUUCGGUAAGACACCGGAUCACACUCUUAUUGACAAGGAGAUUAACAACUACGAGACGUAUUUAAAUUUAAUAGAAAAAAAUCUAGGAACGGAGUACUUGAUAAUCAAUCUCGGUGCCAAUAGGAGAGUGCUUUCUAAUCUGUUUGAAAAGAGGCUGGUGCAGGGCAUCCUUUUUGUUGAUGAUAGAGUGAUGGACCUGUACGCUGCAGGGAAGAACAACGGUAUUGUUGUAAAUGUUAGUGGUAGUGGUGUGGAAUGUGCUGCUGUUUGUGAUUCUCUGGUAAUUGAGAGUAUUAGGAUCUACAGUGGACAAGAAAUUGAUAGUUGGAUAGUAAACGAAGAUAAAGAUAAGUUUGUGUUUAAGGAAACGUUCAAUUAUCUUGAGAAGAACAAUGAUGAGCUUGAAGAAAAGGUGAAGAAGAGGGUGGUUUAUGAUGUGACAAAAGCCGUGAAUGACCUGGUGGACAAGAUUAAACCCGAAAUGAAAAACUCUCUUCUGGCUAACGUUGUCUUGUGUGGUGGUUACUCCAAGCCGCUAUCAUUCACCGACAAGAUUUACGAUGUUCUGAGUAAGGAGCACAAGAAUAUAAAGGUAACGAAAGAACUGGAUGUGUUCAGUACAUACACAGGCUGUGAUAUUCUAAGCAGGCUCGAGGACCUUGAUUACUUCAUAGGAAUGAAGGAUUAUGAGGAAUACGGAGCAAAUGUUCUUGACAAGUUCAAUAUCGAGUGGAGAAAAUGAUGUUGUUGCCUAUAAAUAAACCAUGAUAACCUUGUUGAACA
Messenger RNA from Vavraia culicis subsp. floridensis, 869 nucleotides. RefSeq lists its product as uncharacterized. The record is from RefSeq and is a predicted model, not a curated record. The transcript has a single exon. The coding region runs from base 7 to 828 and encodes 273 amino acids. Lineage: Eukaryota; Fungi; Microsporidia; Pleistophoridae.